Messenger RNA from Durio zibethinus, 2617 nucleotides. The record is from RefSeq and is a predicted model, not a curated record. NCBI's taxonomy places the organism in Eukaryota, Viridiplantae, Streptophyta, Magnoliopsida, Malvales, Malvaceae.
AGGUUUUGUUUGUUACAAGUGUGAAAAUAAGCGCACAUAUUGGAGACAACUUUUGUAGUUGAAGUUGAUAUUCACUGUUUAGGUCUCUUUUUGAAACAAAAUAUAGCUUGCAACAGGUUCAGUAAGGCCAAGGCAAGGCAGGAAAUAGUAAAAAACUAAAAAAGAGUAACCAACUCAAACGAAUCAAGGGUGGCAGAGCCAAGAAGUUGGGAGAAAAAGAACCCGAAGUCCUGCUUUGUAGGAAGCCAACGGGGAACGACAGAGUCCCCUUACUAGUAUGGAAAUUUUACCAUGCAACACCUUUUCUCUCUCUUUCCCUUGAGAACCCUUCUAUUAUUCAUUCAGGUACCUGUUUUCUCUUGCAAUUUUUCCUUUUUUAUCUAUUGAUUCAUUAACCAAAAAGUUUUUCCAAUCAUGACUGAAUAGCAAAUAGUGCAACAUAAGAUCAAUUCAUGAAUUUCAUCUUAUAAGAUCAAUGUAUAACAUAUCAUACUUGGCCACAAUAUAUGAUCUUAAAUGGCCUGCAUCUAUAAAAAUUUCCUUGCUUUAAACCUCACAAUUUUCUUCAGGGUUCUUCAGUUGUUUGAGCCUGGCAAAUAAGGGAGGGGUGGAGUUUCUUGGUUGGAAGUUCGCAAAUGGCACCAUCCCCUGAGAAUUCUCCAUCACAAGACUCCCCACCUGAUCCACCGCCAUCAAAUUCAACACAAGAUAGCUCACCAGCACCAUCAAGUUCAUCACAGGAUAACUCAACAGCACCAUCAUCAACACCUCAAAGCUCACCACCACCACCACCACUAUCACCAUCCCCACCACCUUCACCACAGUCAUCAGCAUCAUCAUCAUCACCAUCCCCACCACCUCCACAACAAUCAUCAUCAUCACCACCACCACCACCACCUAAUAAAAGUACUAAUUCUCCUCCUCCUCCACCACCUCCUAAAAAUAGCAGCAACCCUUCUCCCCCACCUCCUUCCAAAAGUAGUGGUACCAAUUCAAACACUUUUUCUUCUGAUGAUGAUAAUACACCAUCCACAAAUUCGUCCAGUGACAACAACACGGAUGUAAAAAUCAUUAUAGGAAUAGCUGUGGGGGCAGGAUUACUGCUCCUUGUUGUUAUCAUCUUUUUAGCAAGAUGCAUUCAGCAAAAGAAGAAGAAGAAGAAAAGCCACCCGCAAAUGCAGUACUACCAACCUCCUGAAGCUAAAGCCAGUGGUGAUCAAUAUUAUAACAGCUCACAGAAUCCUCAGUGGGGCAAUGGUUUUCAAGGGGCAGACCAUGUUGUCAAAGUACACCCACCUCCACCACCACCUGGUGGUGGUGGUGGCUGGGGUUCACCAUCCCCAAUGCAACCACCAUUUUUCAGUGGUGAAGCAAGCUCCGAUUUCUCUGGUCCACAUCCUCCUCCUUUGCCACCUCCACCACCAACUAUUGCUCUUGGAUUCAACAAGAGUACUUUCACUUAUGAGGAGCUGGCAGCUGCUACAGGCGGAUUUUCUCAGGCCAAUCUACUUGGACAAGGUGGGUUCGGAUAUGUGCACAAGGGUGUGUUACCAAAUGGAAAGGAGGUUGCAGUUAAGAGUUUAAAAAUUGGUAGUGGACAGGGAGAAAGAGAAUUCCAGGCUGAAGUUGAAAUAAUUAGCCGUGUCCACCAUCGCUAUCUUGUGUCACUUGUUGGAUAUUGUAUUGCUGGCGCGCAGCGGAUGUUGGCGUAUGAAUUCGUUCCAAAUAAAACCUUGGAAUAUCAUCUCCAUGGAAAGGAUCGUCCAGUCAUGGAUUUUUCCACUAGACUUCGUAUUGCAUUAGGUUCUGCCAAAGGGCUUGCUUAUCUUCACGAAGAUUGCCAUCCUCGCAUUAUUCAUCGUGAUAUCAAAGCAGCUAAUAUUCUCCUUGACAACAAUUUUGAGGCCAUGGUGGCUGAUUUUGGAUUGGCUAAGCUGUCUUCUGAUAACUACACUCAUGUCUCAACUCGUGUGAUGGGAACAUUUGGGUACUUGGCCCCGGAGUAUGCCUCAAGCGGCAAGUUGACAGAGAAAUCUGAUGUUUUCUCAUUUGGAGUCAUGCUCUUAGAACUCAUAACUGGAAAGCAACCUGUUGAUCCUACUAAUGUAAUGGAGGACAGCUUAGUAGAUUGGGCUCGACCACUUUUGGCUCGUGCACUGGAGGAUGGAAACCAUGAUGAGCUGGUUGAUCAACGCUUGGAGCUUAACUACAACCAUAAUGAAAUGCAACGCAUGGUAGCCUGUGCUGCUGCCAGCAUCAGACAUUCAGCCAGAAAGCGCCCAAAAAUGAGCCAGAUAGUACGUGCCCUGGAAGGAGAUUCUUCCCUGGAUGACCUGAAUGAGGGCAUCAAGCCAGGCCAAAGUUCAAUCUAUUCCUCUGGCGCAAGCACAGACUACAGCAACAGUUCAUACAAUGCUGACAUGAUGAAAUUCAGACAGAUAGUACUGUCAAGCCAGGAAUAUAGGGCGAGCAGCGAAUACGGAACUUCCAUCAGCGAUCACUCACAAGAGAUAGCACCUGCAGGGACGGAAAAGCACAAUAUUUAACAAGUCAGACCAAAACCAAAACCUUGAAAAACAAAACAGUGAUUGUUUACACACAUACACACUAAUAUUGG